Molecule: messenger RNA, 2652 nt
Organism: Dichotomopilus funicola
Lineage: Eukaryota; Fungi; Ascomycota; Sordariomycetes; Sordariales; Chaetomiaceae
Exons: 3
Coding region: 1-2652 (883 amino acids)
Source: RefSeq, a predicted model, not a curated record
AUGGAAGCGCCAAACCAACCCAAUGGCUUGGGAACAUGGCGUCGCUACAAGCUCGGCCAGGCCCAAUUCACCAGCUGGCUAAAACAAACCGCCGAGAAGCUCGUCACCCGAAACAAAGACGGCGAAGCGAACACAGGGCCAGCAGCAGCAGCCGACGACGACGCAGCAGACCCAACACCACAGCAAUCACGCCGACAAAAGAAGAAAAAUACCAAAGACCCCAACUCCGGGGGAGGAUUCGGCCUGACCACCUCCCACGGCAAAUUCGUCCACUGGAGCCAACUCGAAGUUCUCGCCCAGCGCAUCGUCGACCACGCCACGCCCGAAGACAUCCCCGACGCAGCCCUCAACAUCCUCCGCGACGUAGUCGGGCUGCGCAAGAAGAGCUUCAGCUUCUUCAGCAGCUCAGCCAAGGAGUCACAAGACGAAAAAGUCAAGCAGAGCAACGCCAACCAUGCGCACAUUAUCAGCGUGCUCGAGCGUGUGCUGGCCAAGUUGGAGGCGCUGGCCAAGGCGGGGAGGAGCCGCAAGCGUGCGGAGAAAUCGGAGGAUAAAUCCCAGGUGACGACGGCGGACUUGAGUAAUAUGUUUGCGUACCUCGAGUUGCAGACAGGCACCACCGAUGCGGCGGGCGAGGAGCAGGCUGCUGCUGCUGCUGCUGCUGCUGCUGCUGCUGCUGGGGACGAGUCGGAGGGGGAAACUGCUGAGACGCAGCCGGACACACCGGGCAAGAAGCGGAAAGGAGACACGGCGUGGGUGGACAAAUUCCGGUUUGGGCUACCGGGCGAGGACGGCGACGAGGACGAAGACGACGAGUUCGACCUCUACAUGAUGGUAUACUGCUUCUUCGAGGACUUCAACGCCAUCCGCAACCACGUGGCCGAGCGGUGGUGCGACUACUGGUACGACCGGUCCGUCCCGCUCGACACGCUGGCGGUGAUCACCAACGCGGCGUUCGAGCUCUUCCACCAGCUCGAGUACGAUCUCGUGCGGGAGGUGCGGCCGCUCAGCCCGGCGCUGGCGCGGUACGAUUUCAUGAUGAGCAUGCUGUUUUAUCACUACGGCAUUGAACAUAUCGAUUACGACUCGUAUGACGAGUUGUCGGAAGCCGAAAAAAACGAGCGCAUCUGGCGGGACGAGGCGGAUUGGCUGGCGCUGGCGUCGCAUUUCACGCUGCAGCAGGCGCUGGAAAUGAUACCCCCCGGAAAAGUGCCGAUGAUGCCGCCGUCGCAGCGGUCGCCGACCGUGUACGGGGCCAAUUCGGUGGAGGAGUGGAAAAAGUUUGAAGGGCGGGUGACGCACCAGAUCAUUACCGAGGGGGCGCACUUGAAGGCGCUCAAGAUCAACGGGCAGGAACCCCCCGUGCUGCCGACAGAGUCGGUGCUGCUGUUGGACUUUCAGGAGUGCCUGAAGCGGAACAGCUACAACUCGUCUCUCAUCUUCUCGCUCCAUCUCUGGGUCGACAUCCGGAAUAUCAUCGAGACGGAUCACGAUAAACCAUUCGAGGAAAUGCAAAAGACAGGGAACAAACUGAUGCAAGCGCUGGAAGGGCACAACCCAACCAAGUAUGUCAAAGACCCCGACCUCAGGCGGACGUGGCUCGGCCGCACGUGGGAAGCAGAACACUACAUGGUGGAGGACUUUUUAUUCGACGACAAGAAGGCGCGACUGCGGCAGGUCGGCUUAGACGAUGACCCGGAGCCCUUCUUCCUGCUCAAGCACGAGCCGGUAUGGGCGGGCCUGCUUGAUUUCCGCGCGAGGUUAGUGCAUAGCCAGCUGGGACACGAAUUUGUCCUGCUAAGUUCUGUUGUGGAUGCCGCUGCGGGUCUGUACCACGCCGCUCGCGCAGCCGAUCCAACAAACGUCCGGGUAUGGACGGAGAUGCAGGCUUAUGCGUGGUUGGGGCCCGACCGGGGGGCGGGGAGUAUAAUCCGGGGGUUUGCGCAGGUGUGUACGAAGCCGGGAGAGGGCCGCCACAAAAAGGGCGCCCAGCCAGUGGAACUCGAGAAGUUUGUGUCGGCUGUCGCGGUGCGGGAGAGUCUGUAUCAGCGGUAUUGCUUUGAUGAGAGACGCAUCACGUUUGUGGAGUACCUUGGUGGGCUUACCGCGCAGCGAUUGCAGAUUCGGCGGAGCGAGGAGGAGAAGUUGCUCAAGGCACUUGAAUCUAUGGAUCUAGGCGGGGACGACAGCGGCGACGACAAUAACAACGAAAACGAAACCGAAAACGAAAACGGGAACCCCCCGAACGGUAACAGCAAACACCACGCCGACCAAACAGCCCUAGUGAAAUACACAGCCAGCAAACAACCCGAGACAGAACAAGACUACCAACGCAAAGCCGACCUCCUGCGGCUCUCGCCAGUCGAGAUGCUCCGCGUGCUCGACGAGACGGUGACGUCCCAGGUGGAAGGGCUGCUGACGCUGGAUUAUUUCGAGCUGUUUGACCGGUCUGUGGCGUUGCUGGAGGCUGUUGCGGAUGGGUUUGGGUCGGAGAUGGAGGCGGAGCUUGGGCCGAAGGAGGGGGAGUCGGUGAGGUAUCUUGAGAAGGUGCCUGUGAUAUUGGGGAGGAAGUUAAGUGAGGAUGGGGAUGGUGAGAGGGAGGGUGAGGUUGUGGGGACGUUGGUUGGGUGUGUGAGGGAGUUUCUUGGGUAG